Messenger RNA from Rhagoletis pomonella (apple maggot), 859 nucleotides. Its product is annotated as beta-2-syntrophin-like. The transcript has 3 exons. NCBI's taxonomy places the organism in Eukaryota, Metazoa, Arthropoda, Insecta, Diptera, Tephritidae. The annotation marks the transcript as partial. The record is from RefSeq and is a predicted model, not a curated record. Gene Ontology annotation, molecular function: structural molecule activity. Gene Ontology annotation, cellular component: intracellular anatomical structure; dystrophin-associated glycoprotein complex.
AGGAUUUACGAGUCCGCUCCAUGGUCGGUGGAGGCCUGGGGACGUCCGUUGGAGAGCUUUGCUUUGGCAACGACAAGACUGGCUGGCGCUGGCAAUAAUUCAUCUUUGAAUGGUCAACAAACGACUGUUUUCUGUGUGCGUUGUGGCACCACCCGUGGCGUACUGGUCUACUGGCUGCGCUCGGAAACGCAUCGCGACAUGGCCGCGUGGGCACGCGCCCUCGUACAGGGUUCCCACAAUGCCGUCAACUAUCAGCGAGAGUUCUCGUUUCGCUGCCUCUACCAGGGCAGACAGUGUCAAUUGGUUGUGCAUUUGAAUCGCGGGUUCUGUCUUUACGACUGCAGUGGCUAUGCGGUGGCGGCGGCGGCGGCUGUAGCGGCAGCGGGUGUGGUUGUGCCGCCUAAUCAGACAAAAACUCAGCUAUGGCAAUUUCCGUUCGACAAAUUAAAGGGCUCAGCGGACGAUGGCAUACGAAUGCUGUAUUUGGAUUUUGGCGAUGAUGGAGAAAUUGAACUCGACAUGGAAUGCUGUCCCAAGCCGGUUGUCUUUGUAGUACAUAAUUGCCUAUCAGCGAAGGUACAUUCCAUCACCUAAGAGAUGCAGUGAGUACAGUGAGUAGUGGGCAGCAUUCGGAAAGAGGCUGCAGUUAGGGGUUUAUCUAUAAAUUCCAGUUAAGUCUGCAAGUAGAAAAAAAAGUAUUUAAAAUCAAAUUGAAUGUAAUUUAAUUGAACGGCAAAGUAUCGAAAUAGGAACGUAGAGGAAAUAAAAUGAAAAAUCGUAGCGAAAAUUUUUGUAAUUUCAUACCAAACGAGGAAGAAUGAAUAUAGCAUAAUAAAAUAAUGGCAAUUAAAAAAAUUUA